Trifolium pratense (red clover) is the source of this 1313-nucleotide messenger RNA. Its product is annotated as 28 kDa ribonucleoprotein, chloroplastic. Gene Ontology annotation, molecular function: mRNA binding. The coding region runs from base 79 to 1005 and encodes 308 amino acids. Gene Ontology annotation, cellular component: cytosol. The record is from RefSeq and is a predicted model, not a curated record. NCBI's taxonomy places the organism in Eukaryota, Viridiplantae, Streptophyta, Magnoliopsida, Fabales, Fabaceae. The transcript has 5 exons.
UGUCGUUUUAUGUUCAUCAUCCCUUAUCCAUUGAUUCAUCAUCCUCACAAGAAUUGAUUGAGAACAGAGUAAGCAGCAAUGGCGCUACUACGUACUAUUCCAUGUUCAACUCAAUUAUCCACAAAACAACACUUCGACUUUGAAAACAACAACAAGAAACAUUCUUCUACAAAUCCCUUCUUUUCUUCUUCUUCCUUUCACUCUCAUCUUCGUCUAUCCAUUUCUCAUACCUCAACAACAACCCUUAUCAGAACAAAACAACACUCUAAUUCUACUCUCAGAUUCACCUCUACUUCAGAACAACAAAUUCAAGUAACCACCGAAGAACAACAACAACAAGACACAGAAAAAGAACAAAAACAAGAACAAGAACAAGAAGAAGAAGUGUCUCCUACUAGGUUGCUUGCUCAGAAUUUUCCAUGGACAAGUACUGCUGAAGAUGUUCGUACUUUGUUUGGAAAAUACGGAAAAGUUGUUGAUGUUGAGCUUUCUAUGUAUAAUAAGUACAGAAACAGGGGUUUAGCUUUUGUGGAAAUGGGUUCCCCUGAAGAUGCUCUUGCUGCUUUCAAUAGUCUUCAAUCGUAUGAGUUUGAGGGCCGUGUAAUAAAUGUCAAAUAUGCUCGGCCUAAAAAGGAGAAAACACCGCCACCAGUGGGACGAAAUCCGAUAACAUUUAAAUUGUUUGUUGCAAAUUUGUCCUAUGAAACAAGGGCUAAAGAUCUCAGAGAGUUUUUUGAUUCGGGAACUAGUAAAGUUGUUUCUGCAGAUGUUGUAUUUCGCGAGAAUCCUAGAAGGCCAGCUGGUUAUGGAUUUGUGGCCUUCAAGUCCAAGAAAGAAGCUACUGAAGCUCUUUCCGAGUUUCAAGGAAAGACUUUAAUGGGAAGGCCAAUUAGGGUUGCACCUGGUAGGCGAUUUGUUCAACCGGUAGAGGAGAGUGCAGGAUCUGAAAAUACAUCUUUUGAGUCGAGCGUCAAUGAGGAGGCAGAAGUUAACAAAGCUGAUUGAUAUCAUUAUUUUCUUGCCGCAUAUCAAUAUUAUAGAUGCUGUAGUUUGCACCAUUGUGAACUUGCGAUUGAACGGAUAAAAGAAAUGGAUAGUUGUAAGCACAAGCAUUUCUGUGAUUCAAAAACGAAUAUUCUUUGUUAAUGAAUUGAUGACAUCUCCAUAAAAUCAAUAUAUAUUCCUUGCAUAAUUUGAAAUGGUUAGCCUGAUACUGUAUCAUAAGAAAGCAAGAAAUGUAUCAACAUUAUUAAUGAUGUUUGCAUCUUCAUUGGUUACUUCAUAAUGAAAUGUGACUGCAGCCUAUCUGAUAA